GGGCGGCCGGGGCCCGCCGGGGCUGCCAGCGGAGCGGGGUCCCCUUCCUGCCUCUCGACCGCCGCUGUCCCUGGGACACGCAGGCUCGCCCCGGAGAAAGCCGGAUUCCCCUGGAGUCGCUGCCAUGGCCUCCGUCCCCUCCGCCGGCUGCCUCCUGGCCAAGAACCAGUACUACAGGACAAGACUGAACUCGGAAUCCAGCGUUUCUUCCAGCUCUUCCUGCUGUUUGGAUGCUGUGAACGUCACAGAGCAGGACAAAGCAAUGCAUGGGUUACCAGAGUUAGUUGAUAAAUAUUGGUGGAUAAAAAGCUUCUUCCAUAGUGAACCUUCUCCACCAACUGUUGGUAGAAAAACACUCUCAGCAAGCAGUACCAACAGUUGAAAAGGACAGCGUGAUGGCUUUUCUGACUGAGAUGCUACAUACAGACUUGUUUUUCCAAGAGGCUUGGGGUCUUCCUAAUGUCUGGGUUCAGCUGCAAGAAGAAAACAAAACCUUUAGGAGAGUGGAAAAGUGUAUUUUCAAAAUAUUUGUCAGUAGCUAAAAUGAUAUUGCUUAAUGGACAUAUCCAUGGCCUACCGUGUUCUUUCCAGAUUUGCAAUAAUUUGUGAUGUUUCUCUAAUGGAAGUUUCAAGGACUAAACAUCCUGAUGACUUACUUGAAUAAUUAGAGAAAAGUGACAGUAAAAACAAGACGUCAUAGGUUUAGGAGGAAGAUGCGUGAUUCAGUUAAGUUGCCUUCAAGAUACCAGCUCUAUAGGCAGUCACACUGAUGUAAACAGGAUUCAGAUCUAUGAUCCAGAGUAGGACUGCUGUGUGGCACUUUUAUCCAGUAUUUAUGUACCAGUUACAGGGGUAAGUUUACAAGAAUGCUUGUCAAUAACUUUUGUUUAAUUUAUUUAGAAAGCCCAAUUAUAUGAACAAGCAGUAAUCAGUUUGGUUUCUUUGAUCAAGCAGAGUGCAUAGAUCCCAACUUCUACAAGUACCCAUGUACCACUUUCAUUCCUACCUAUGGAUGCUGGUAUUUGAGGACAGAAUAGAGGAGAUGCACAAGAAACCAGUAAUCCUAAUAGAAACUGACCUCUUCCACGGGGAAGAGCAGCCUUAAUCAGUUGAUACUUCUAGUUCAUUUUACAUUUCUUCUGCCUGCUUUAUUGUGGCUUAAAGAUCUACUUGCUCCUAAAUGACUAAUUCUAUCAAUAUUCUGCUGUCUGUCUUACUAGUUAUGAGGGCUAGGUCUGGCAAAUGAUUCCACUCAAAGUAAUCACAUUCUUGUUGUUAUCCAAGUGUACCUUUGGCAUGCUCUUGAAAGGUACUAUAACAUUGCAGUGCUGAAGACUAAAUGAAGCUAAUUAGUGUAACGAUUGUUUAUUCUAUUGGCCAUGACUGAAAUGCAUCAAGGAUUAUGGAAAAUAGCAAGUAUUUGGCUGGAUGAUAACAUUUGUGACAAGUAUCCAUGCAACUUUUUGAUGUACUAUCACUAAACCUGCUGGAUAUUUGUUCAUCACUGGAUGAACUAACAGUAGCAAACAUUUAUGUAGCCAGCAUCUUUUUGUUAUAGGUUAAUGGUUGUCAUGGUUAUGCAUAACUCCAAGGUGUAUGAAGUGGCUGCUUCAGGGAGUUUACAGUCUUGAUGGAGGCAAUAAAUGCAUGGCAGAUGACAGCAGAAAAGAGCACAAUUCUGAAAACAUGAUUUCAAGGGUCUUUAAAUUGACUUGUGUCUUACUUUACUGCUAUUGUAUAGUUUCAUUGUUCUCUGAGUGUACAGAAUGACCUUUUUUAUACUUAGAUUUUUUUCUUAAUAAAGAUUUAAUCAAUAUUUUGUCUGACA
Messenger RNA from Cyanistes caeruleus (blue tit), 1828 nucleotides. It is a transcript of the gene PPDPFL, whose product is annotated as pancreatic progenitor cell differentiation and proliferation factor like. The record is from RefSeq and is a predicted model, not a curated record. Lineage: Eukaryota; Metazoa; Chordata; Aves; Passeriformes; Paridae. Gene Ontology annotation, biological process: multicellular organism development; cell differentiation.